Messenger RNA from Hansenula anomala, 1371 nucleotides. RefSeq lists its product as uncharacterized. The coding region runs from base 1 to 1371 and encodes 456 amino acids. The record is from RefSeq and is a predicted model, not a curated record. Gene Ontology annotation, cellular component: membrane. The transcript has a single exon. Gene Ontology annotation, molecular function: magnesium ion transmembrane transporter activity. NCBI's taxonomy places the organism in Eukaryota, Fungi, Ascomycota, Saccharomycetes, Phaffomycetales, Wickerhamomycetaceae. Gene Ontology annotation, biological process: magnesium ion transport.
AUGCCAGCUAGUGGUACCAUAAUACUGGGAUGUAUUAUUGGUGUUAUAUCUUCAGCAACCCAAUCAAUUGGGUUAACAUUACAAAGGAAAUCACAUUUAUUGGAAGAAAUCAAAUUAGACAAUCAUAGACCACCUUAUAAAAGACCUUUAUGGAGAGUAGGAUUCUUGUUAUUCUUAAUCGCAAAUUUAUUAGGUUCAUCAAUUCAAAUUACAACAUUACCUUUGAUUAUAUUAAGUCCCUUACAAGCAAUUGGAUUAGUUUUCAAUUCAAUAUGUUCUUCAAUCAUUUUACAUGAAGCUUUCACCCAACUGUCAAUAAUUGGAACAAUAUUGGUUGGAUUUGGAGCUUUAUUUAUUGCAGCUUUUGGAAGUAUAGCUGAACCAAAUCAUUCAUUAAAAGAAUUGUUGGAUUUAAUGCAAAGGAAACAAUUUGUUAGUUGGAUCAUUAUAAGUAAUACAAUUGUUGUUCUGAUAUUGAUCUGGAUAAAUGUUAUAAAAUUGAUACAUUCCAAAAAAUUUCAAAUUUUGCAUGAAAGGUCAUCGUCAUCAAAUAUAAUACGACCAAUGUUUGAUGUAUCAAUUGAUAAGUUUAGAUUUGUUAAAGGUUUACUGUAUGGUGUUAUCAGUGGUACAUUAUCUGCUCAUUCGUUAUUAUUAGCUAAAUCUGCAGUGGAGAUUAUAAUAAAUUCAAUUGUAAAGAAAAAUUACAAUAAUUUACAAAAUUUUAAAAGUUGGAUAAUAAUUUCAAGUUUUUUCAUAUUGGCUAUAACUCAAUUAAUUUUUUUAAACAAAGGUUUGAAAAACAUUUCCACUUCAAUUUUAUAUCCUUUAGUGUUUUGUAUUUAUAACAUUACAAACAUUAUAAAUGGAUUAGUUUUUUAUAAUCAAUUGAAAGUUUUAACAAAAUUUCAAUCAUUUAUGAUUAUAUUGGGGACUUUUUUAGUACUGCUAGGAGUUUUCGCUUUGAGUUGGAGACUAGAAGAAUUGGAUCCAAAAGAUCAUUCAACAGCUUUUUUGAAAAGAGGUUCUGUUUCAACUGAAAGAUCAGGUUUAUUAUCACCAAAUAUGAUUCAAACUAACCACCAAAUUGAUGGCUCUGGUGGGGAUUCUGAUCAAUAUGUUUCAUUUGGUUCACCAAAGGGAGAAUCUCCAAUCGUCAUUGAUGAAGAACCAGGUUAUAUAAGUACAGAUGAAUUUGAACCAAAUACAAGAUCACCAAUCAUAACUUCACCAUUCAAAUAUGGAAGUUUAAUGGAUAAUAAUCAAAGUGGGAUUGCAGGUUCAACUAAUCAAAAAAGAAGAAGUAGAAGAGUUUUAUCUUAUGAACAAAAUGAAUUAUUAAAUCAAUUAAAGAAAAUGCCAGAUGUUUGA